GCUCACCCCGGUUCUCCAGAUUCAUUCGCUGUGGGUAAAGCGCGCUUGCUGAAGAGGAAGCGACCCGCGCGACUCCAGAGGAAACACGCUCUCGUCGUGUGCUUGCGAGCGGCGCUUCAAACAAUAAAAGGUGAAGGUAUAUCGGUGCAGAGAUGUCUGGUGGUGUGAUUCGCGGCCCUGCUGGAAACAACGACUGCCGCAUUUAUGUGGGGAAUCUGCCUCCUGAUAUCCGCACUAAAGAUGUCGAAGAUGUGUUUUAUAAGUACGGAGCCAUUCGAGACAUCGAUCUGAAAAACCGACGAGGCGGACCUCCAUUCGCCUUUGUCGAGUUUGAAGACCCCAGAGAUGCCGAAGAUGCUGUUUAUGCCCGUGAUGGCUAUGACUAUGAUGGCUAUCGCCUUCGAGUUGAGUUUCCCAGGAGCGGAAGAGGAGGUUUUGGAGGUGGUGGCGGCGGCGGAGGAGGAGGAGGAGGAGGUGGUGGUGGUGGGGCUCCUAGGGGUAGAUACGGACCCCCAUCCAGACGUUCGGAGUAUAGAGUAAUUGUUUCAGGGCUUCCACCAAGCGGGAGCUGGCAGGAUCUAAAGGAUCACAUGCGUGAAGCAGGUGAUGUAUGUUACGCUGACGUUUUCCGAGACGGAACUGGUGUGGUGGAGUUUGUUCGCAAAGAAGACAUGACCUACGCCGUUCGCAAACUGGAUAACACAAAGUUCCGCUCGCAUGAGGGAGAAACGGCGUACAUCCGUGUGAGGGUGGACGGUCCCCGCAGUCCGAGCUACGGAAGAUCAAGGUCAAGGAGCCGCAGUCGCAGCAGGAGUCGCAGCCGCAGCAACAACCGUAGCCGAAGCUACUCCCCGCGCCGCAGCCGUGGAUCCCCGCAGUACUCCCCGCGCCAUAGCCGUUCCCGCUCUCGCUCCUAAACGAGCCCUCUCUGAGCCCCUGAACCAUUUUUGUUUUUACAGUCUUGAUACAAACCCCAUGUUUUAAUUCCACCCUCUUUGUUUCAUAAGAUUUGAUCAUCUUAUGAAUGUCUCUUCCCCCCCCCUUUCUCUGUACUGGUUGUGUGUGUGUGUUUUUUUUUUUUUUUUUUUUUUUUUUUUUUUUUACCUGCAUUUUAACCGACUUUUUGAUCUUUUCCCCCCCGUUAUUUUUUUUUUUUGUUCUUUUUUUAAAUGUGAAGUGGAAGUCUUUUUCAUAGACCAAAGGGUUAUGUAAUGGCUCCCAAUAUUUUUGUAAAUGCCAUGUAUGAAAGUUGCUCAUGGGAUGGUGUCAGUCAUCAACAAUCAUUGUUUUAUGCUGUCUUCCUCUAGACGUGACUCUCAACUGAUGUUUUGUAAUAAAGGAUUACUAAAUCUAUACUCUUGCGUAAAAGGGUGAAUUUAAACUCCUAGAACAAACCUCUAUUGCAACAAAAAAAAAAGACUUAUUUGGAUAACUGAACCAGUUGUAGAUCACUUUCAAAUCAGGUGGUGUAUUUAGUUGGGUUUAGUUCGUCUAGUUGGGUUUUUGUCUCCAAAGAUAGAUUGCAACUUUCAUGUUUUUAUCAACAUGUUUGAUUCAGUCUUAGUGUUAGGUUCUUCGUCGUAAUAGUCUGUCUUGGCCUUAAUGCUGUAUGCAUGCAUCAAAGAAGGCAGGGUGAGUGGAUUGAUUCUAACUCUUUGUUUUGAUUUUGCUGG
Molecule: messenger RNA, 1673 nt
Organism: Labeo rohita (rohu)
Lineage: Eukaryota; Metazoa; Chordata; Actinopteri; Cypriniformes; Cyprinidae
Gene: srsf1a
Product: serine and arginine rich splicing factor 1a
Exons: 5
Coding region: 153-917 (254 amino acids)
Cellular component (GO): nucleus; cytoplasm; ribonucleoprotein complex
Molecular function (GO): mRNA binding
Source: RefSeq, a predicted model, not a curated record